Molecule: messenger RNA, 3529 nt
Organism: Bemisia tabaci
Lineage: Eukaryota; Metazoa; Arthropoda; Insecta; Hemiptera; Aleyrodidae
Gene: Asciz
Product: ASCIZ zinc finger protein
Biological process (GO): positive regulation of transcription by RNA polymerase II
Cellular component (GO): nucleus
Molecular function (GO): transcription cis-regulatory region binding; DNA-binding transcription factor activity, RNA polymerase II-specific
Source: RefSeq, a predicted model, not a curated record
UUCAGCGUCAGCCGGAUGUGUUGUGUCUUGUGUGCUGUGCAUGUGCAUGUUGAAUCUUGAAUCAUGGAGUAUCAUUACAGAACAGACUAAACAGAUUAACAGAUAGCUAAUCAAUAUUGAUUGAGACGCGAAUAUGUCCAAGAAAAAACUGUAGAAUAUAUUUUUCCGUUAUCAUUUGCGAUACAUACUGUUACUACCAAAGAGAACGUGAAAGUAGGCAGUGAACUCAAGUGACAAGUUCUAACGUCAUGUCAAGCUAUGUUUGCCCCACUUCCUUAGGCAACAAAAUAACAGGAAUACAUAUCAUUUUCUCAUUCUUCCUAUUAUCAUUUGACCUGAAACAACAGGAUAAGGAACUUAAGAAAGCGUCUGAUCAUGUCACAAACUAUUUUUGUCUGUGGUGACCUUACAAUUUUGAAAAUUUUUCCGUCUGAAGCAGAUCUGUGUGAUAUCAAAACAAACAUUCCAUGUCCAGUUGACCAUUGCCCAAGGAUCUUCAAGAGUUCCUCGAAUCUGACAAUGCACCUAGAGAAGUAUCAUAAGCUCAUCGAACCAAAUCGAAGCAGUCUCGAAAAGAAGAGUGAUAAUGUAAUCUAUCAGUAUUAUUGCCCGGUCAAGUUCUGCCAGUAUCAUGAUAACAUAAAGUCAAACAAGAAGAAAAUAUUCUUUGACCAGCUGAAGUAUUUGAAACAGCAUUUUCUUAAAGUGCAUAGUGAAAAACGCUUCACAUGUAGCCGCUGUGACAAGUCUUUCUCCAUUGAAGCAGCUUUAAAACGCCAUUUGGGUGAAUGUGGUAUUGAAUUUAAAUGUUCCUGCGGCCAGUCUUAUUCGUCACGCCAUAACUUACUCUUGCACGCCACGCGUAAAAAUCAUUCAGUAGAUGAUAAGUAUAGAAGACUGAAGAUGGCAAAAACAUCCUUCAUGUGCAUUCUUCCAAAACCCUCCAUCCCUGUUUGUACUGAAGAAGGGCUGCAGAUUUCAAUUUCUCCUCAAUUUAGUCCAGAACCAAAGACAAUCUUUAAAAAUCGAGAAAACUUGCAGUUGCUGACAGGUUUGUCGAAGAAGAAACGUAUUACUGCAGCACCACGAGCGAAAACUGAUCUAGGUUCAUUAGUCAAAAGAAAUAUUGUUCUGAAAAAAUUAAUGGAGGUUAAAGAAACUACUUCUAAACCAUCUGAUUUUUCAACAAUUUUUCAGAGCAAGAAUAAUUUGACAGAAGUUUUUGACUUGGGGAAUACAACUUUGUUGGAAAAUGAUAAUCCAGUCAGAGGUUUUGGCCCGGACUCCAAUUUCCAUAUUACUAAAAAUCCUAUCAAAACUUUUGAAAGCGCCCUCAAUAGUUCUGAUGAGUCAAAAUUAAUUGUAAAGAUAGAAUGUAAUGAGCCUGCUAAUUCUAGCUGUCCAGAAUGGUCAGGACCAGGCGAAAAAUCAAGAGAUAGCGAGCCCCUCCUGGGUUUUCCCCAAACUGACAUGAACUUAAAUGAGCUCAAUAGUUUUAGUAGUAAGCGCAACUCCGACAUUAGGAGCGUAUUUGACGGUUGUGAAUUGCCAACGUCCCCAAAAUUAUCUCAAAGCACUCAGACUAUGGAGCCGUUUGCUUCAAAUUUUGCAUUUACACGAACUGGCUGUGAUGUCAUUUUUGAUGACGGCAGCUCGUGCAACUACUAUGAUAGCUUUGAGUUCUCUAACUCACCAAAACUCUCUCAGAGCACACAAACAUUCCACUCCUCUAGUCAGCUCUCUCAGACAGACAUUCAGUCAUCUUUCUUUGAUGAUUCCUCCAACAAUCUAUCAGAUUUGAUAAGCUAUUAUGAUAACUUUGAGACGUCCAACUCUCCGAAAUUAUCACAAAGCACGCAAACCACUGGGCUUAGCCUGUGCUCAUGGUCUGACAAUAUCACACAGACAGAUUUGGAGGAUCAGCUUUUUGGCGACUCGCCUAUCGCGCAGUUGGACGAAUGCUACCGUAUCAAUUAUGAAACCUCAAAUUGCAAACAAUUGCGGGAAGAAGAUGUUGGCACCCAGACGGUGUUCCUGCCAUAUCAAGACAUUAGGAAUAAUAAAUCCCUGCUUGAUGAACUGACCACCUCUGAAACCCAAACUGAUCCCUUUGAAAAUCCGUAUCAAGUGACAGCUCUUUGGUCUCAAAGUUUUAGCAGCACUCAAACGCAAACAUCUACAUCUUUCAAUUACCUGAUCGACUCGGAGACACAAACCCAAAAAUUGUUGAAUCGGUUAAUUGAUAUCGAAACUCAGACGCAUGUUUCAAACUUUUGUUAGGACUAGCUUCCUCUUACUGAAUCCAUCUGCUCCAUAAACUUAUACCUUUUUGAGUAAAAAUAGACAGGCCAAUACUGUUGACAAGAACUUUCGAUAAUUAUCAUCUUGAAUGAAGAGUACAAAAAUUUCACUGGAAUGUGUACUUGAGAGUGUCCCUUUUAGAGCAUCAAAGCCAUAGAAAAUAAUCAUUUUGUGAAGGAAAAUUUUGAGUCUCUUACUGUAUAAAUGUUCCAAUUUUACACUAUCAUCUAUUAAAAUUAAUUUUGUUGAACCUACCUCUGUCUUUACUUUUCGGUGCAAAUUUAAUCACGAGAGACCACUCAUGUGAAAAAGACUCUAUGCAAAGACCCCCCAAAAUGUCCCGUCUCCAAAAACGAAAUUCAUACUAGUGAUAGAGGGACACUUCCGGCCUCCAAAUCCUGGGUUGGUUUAGUUAUUUUUGUCCCCAGCCCCCUGAGGGACAUAAUGUACAUAAACUGUAUUCUAGGCAUAAGGAUGACCUGUCAUAUUGCCUGUAUAUAUACUGUGGACAAGUGAAAGAAUAAAAAUUAGUAUUAUUAUAUUAUUAUUAUACAAGUUUUUAUUUAAUUUAUUUAUACACCUAUUCAUUUGUCAUGUCUUUCUUUUGUAAGUAGAAAAUUGAUGGCCAAAAUGCGAAAUCUUGUAUCUCCAACGUGGUGUCUCAAAAUUUCUGCUCUUAUGUAUUUUUAUUUUUUUGGAAGAGAAACAAGACAACAAAAAUAGAAUGCUCAUAGAAAAGAAAAAUCAAGGACGUCUUCGAGGAAUUAUUACAUUUGGUUGAACCAUACUUACCUAUUAGGUUACUGUGCUUUUUUUGAUAUGUUUCCUAUUCUAAGUAACAGCAAUGUCGAAGGAUGUAAAAACAUUAGAUACCAACAUAAUGGUUGUGAAAAAAGAGGAGAAGCUUUAUUCAAAAAAUCUUGCAAUUGGUAAAAUUGAAUACUCGUUGUAGGUAUUGAUGUUCUGUUCAGUCAUAAUUUUUUUUCUGUUGCAUUAGUUGUGGUAAAUUUUGGCGCAGGUGUAAUAAAAUCAUGUAUACCAUCUCACUCAUUUCAGAGUAUAGCUGAUGUGAGUGAAUGUAAAAUCGCUUACCUAGUCUCAUUUGUCUUUGUUUUCUGGUGAAUUGCUGAGUAAUUUUAAAACAUUCUGUUGCAAGAUAGUUAAGAAACUUUUAUGUUGAAUUAUUCAGUAAAUGGAAAACUUUUUGCAGUUCUUUUUAAAAUCCCAA